This is a messenger RNA of Notodromas monacha, 1767 nucleotides long. The record is from the annotation of a GenBank genome assembly. NCBI's taxonomy places the organism in Eukaryota, Metazoa, Arthropoda, Ostracoda, Podocopida, Cyprididae.
AUGGCUGGGCUCGAUGAAGGGCUGAUGGAUGUGGCUACCGGUUCGUCUUCUUCGGAUCUUCUUGGUGAUGUUCCUGACGAAGAUGUGAAUCUGUUGUUAGGUGAGCUGUACAUCUCUGAACGUCAGGAGCAGCCGGAACUAGAGGAACGGACCAUCAAGUUUCCUUCGUUGGCUUCGGAACUCGUAAAAACUUUGGAGACUGCUGAUCUGAGGACCUGGAAACGUCUAGUGGAACUAUGUAGUGUUGUGAAAAAUGACCAUUGUGAAGCAAGGAUUGGUGGCGUUACUCUGAACAUCGGCGGAUUCGAAUCGUUAAAGAAGAUUUGGUGCGGACAUUUGACCAUUCCCACGCCAGCGGACUUAUCUGUGUCAGAGAAGGGAGCUGAGAUUUCGGAAGGAUCUUCAAACGAUCAUUUGGAAUUAACUGAUGCUGUCUUCAAGGAGCUGAAAUCCAAUCAAGUUAAGGUUCCGUUGCCAGUUCCAGGGACUUUGGUUGCUGAUUUCGACUUUAGUACCGCGAAGUUGGAUUUUACCACGGAAUCGAGAAAAAAUUCGAAGAGAAGGGCUGUCCUCAUCAUUGCAACAUCUUUAUGCAGUUCUUUUCAUUUGCGUGGAAAGGAUUUUACUUUUCGUACCCGGAUUCGUGCUGAUCAACGGACUGAGCGUGCUGUUCCAAAUUUUUCGCAUUUGGUUGAGGAUUUGGAUGUCGACAUUUAUCAGUGGUCUAUGUCCGGCUGGUCCGUGGUCUGUGGGGAUGGAUCGAUGUCUUCUACCAAUCUACGAAAUCGGGUUUAUGCGGACCUUAAACUGGAUGAGUCGUUUAUUUUUGAUGGGGUAUCAUUGCAACAUCUUUAUGCAGUUCUUUUCAUUUGCGUGGAAAGGAUUUUACUUUUCGUACCCGGAUUCGUGCUGAUCAACGGACUGAGCUGGUCUAUGUCCGGCUGGUCCGUGGUCUGUGGGGAUGGAUCGAUGUCUUCUACCAACCUACGAAAUCGGAUUUAUUCGGACCUUAAACUGGAUGAGUCAUUUCUGGUUCCGUCCCCCCGGUUUCUUGCUGACGAAUGCUUCUUAAUGGACAUCUUGUGCCACAGGGUAUAUGAUUUCGAUCAACGUGUGGAUUUGGGACCAAGUGAGGAAGUGGAGAGAAUCCCUUGUACCCCUGCAGUUGUUGAUGAGAUGGCUGGUACUUCAAGAAAUGAAGUUGGGGCAAUCGUUGGUCUUGGAGAUGAGGAGAUUCUUCAGUUUAAUUUGGGACUGGAUUUAAAUGAAGGCGACCGCCCAUUUCGUCAUUGGAGUUCAAUCUUUGAAGUGUCAAGAUUCAUGCCCGACAAUUCUCCGACGUAUUUCAACAAUGUUGGGAAAUCAAUGAAGUUAACUGAUGCUGUUUUCAAGGAGCUGAAAUCCAAUCAAGUUAAGGUUCCGUUGCCAGUUCCAGGGACUUUGGUUGCUGAUUUUGACUUUAGUACCGCGAAGUUGGAUUUUACCACGGAAUCGAGAAAAAAUUCGAAGAGAAGGGCUGUUCUCAUCAUUGCAACGUCUUUGUGUAGUUCUUUUCAUUUGCGUGGAAAGGACUUUACUUUUCGUACCCGUAUUCGUGCUGACCAACGGACUGAGCGUGCUGUUCCAAAUUUUUCGCAUUUGGUUGAGGAUUUGGAUGUCGACAUUUAUCAGUGGUCUAUGUCCGGCUGGUCCGUGGUCUGUGGGGAUGGAUCGAUGUCUUCCACCAAUCUGCGAAAUCGGAAGGAAUUUGAAGAAAGAAAUGUAUAG